Dictyostelium discoideum AX4 is the source of this 1959-nucleotide messenger RNA. RefSeq names its product FNIP repeat-containing protein. Lineage: Eukaryota; Evosea; Eumycetozoa; Dictyosteliales; Dictyosteliaceae. The record is from RefSeq and is a predicted model, not a curated record. The transcript has 2 exons. Gene Ontology annotation, molecular function: zinc ion binding. The coding region runs from base 1 to 1959 and encodes 652 amino acids.
AUGAUUUCAAAUAAUAAUCAAGAUUUAAAUUAUUUACAAGAUAAAGCUUCUUUUCAGAAUUAUUAUCAAAGUAAUAAUAAAGUCGCCUUAUUUCAAUCGAAAUUAGGAAGACUUAAUCAAUCACCACAAAAAACCAAUCAUAUAGAAAAUAAUAAUAAUAAUAUUAAUAUUAAUAUUAAUAAUAAUAGUAAUAAUAAAAAUACAAAUAUAACGAAUAAUGCUAGUAGUAGUAAUAAUAAAUAUUUUCAACAUCAAGAUGAAUUUAAUUUAAAUGUAGAUAUAAAAUGUUUAAAACAUAAUCAAUUAGACUUAACAUCAGUUUGUGAAGAUUGUCUUAGUGGAGUAUGCCCAAUUUGUAUAGAUGAAAACCACGCCGGCCACAAGAUAUCAGAGAUCAAUAAAAUGAAUGGUCAAUAUAUAGUAGAAAGUUUUAAAGCCAAUCAACUCCCAAAUAUAAUGGCAUACAGAGAGAGUGAUAAAGUGGUAUCGAAUGCAGUCGAUCAUUGCUUUGGUUUAGUUGAAUCACGCCAUCAAGAGAAUCUAAUUAAAAUUCAUCAAAAGUUUAAACAAUUACAUCAAGUCCUUUUGGAUUUAGAAUCAAACGUUUCAAUGAUACUGGAGUCCAACCAUGCGGACAACGAAGAGUUAUAUACAAAAAUUAAAAAUCAACUACAACAAGAUUCCGACCUUAUAGAUGCUGUAAUAAGUAGACAUAACCAUUGUUUAGAAAAUUAUGAUAUAUUCGAUAUGUACGAUCAACAAAAAGAAAAACAAUUACUUUCAAUAAUAAAAGAUACUGAAAUUUGUAAUCAAUUAGUUGAAAAGAAAAAAUCAAAUCGUUUUCAACCUUUCUCUGAUAAUACAAUUCAUUUUGAUCAAGAUUUAGAAGAUGUUUUCACUGAAUCAAUUGGUAAUUUUUAUAAUAUUGAAUCAAAAGAAUUUAAAGAUAAAGAUAAUCAAUAUUUAUUAAUUAAUAAAUUAGCAAAAUGUGGUAAUUUUAAUUAUUAUGUUACACAUGGUGAACCAAUUCCAAGUGAUAUUUCAUCAUUAGGUUUAUCAAAUAAAAUAAAGUUUAAUGAAUUAAGAAUACCGGAAACAAUUAAAGAGAUUCACUUUUUAAAUGGAUUUAAUCAUCAAUUUGAAAGUCAUGUUUUACCAAAAGGAAUUCAAAAAUUAUUUUUCUAUGAUAUUGCACAACCAUUAAAGACUAAUAGUAUACCAUCGACAGUCAAAGAAGUUCAUUUUUGUAGUGGAUUCUCUCAUACUAUUGCGCCAAAUGUUAUACCAAGUACCGUUAGCAAAGUUGUAUUGUACGAUAUUAAACAACCAUUACAACCUGGAAGUAUUGCCAAUGGUGUGACAGAAUUACAUUUAAAUAAUGGUUUCAAUCAAUUUAUUCUACCAAAUAUAAUACCAGACUCAAUUGAGAAACUAUACCUCUAUGAAAUUAAACAACCAUUACUCUCUGGUUGUAUUCCUAGUACUUUGCGUGAACUUUAUUUAAGAAGUGGUUUCAAUCAUCCAAUCACUCCAAGUAUCAUACCUCAUUCUCUUAAACUUUUGUAUAUUGGCGACGUAAAACAACAACUAAAUCAAGGUUCUAUCCCAUUUGGUAUUAAAGAAAUUCAUUUCGGUAAUGGUUUCGAUCAACCUAUAACCUCUGAUAUCAUACCCUCCUCUGUUGAAUCUUUAUUCUUUUAUAAUAUUAAAUAUCCUCUAAGUCCUUAUUCAAUUCCAAACACUGUCAAAGAAUUACAAUUAGGAAAUGGUUUCUCUCAUAUAAUUCAUCCAAAGACUAUUCCAUCAAAUGUUUCACGUUUAAUAAUAUAUAGCUUUAAACCACCUAUUACCAAAGGUAGUGUCCCUUCAACUGUAAAAGAAAUGUAUCUAUUUAAAGGUGUUAAUAAUCAAAUUCAACCUGGUAUAAUACCUGAUUCAAUUAAAAUAUUAAAUAUUUAA